This is a messenger RNA of Gadus morhua (Atlantic cod), 3419 nucleotides long. It is a transcript of the gene abhd17ab, whose product is annotated as abhydrolase domain containing 17A, depalmitoylase b. The coding region runs from base 872 to 1777 and encodes 301 amino acids. Gene Ontology annotation, biological process: protein depalmitoylation; regulation of postsynapse organization. Gene Ontology annotation, molecular function: palmitoyl-(protein) hydrolase activity. Gene Ontology annotation, cellular component: plasma membrane; endosome membrane. Lineage: Eukaryota; Metazoa; Chordata; Actinopteri; Gadiformes; Gadidae. The record is from RefSeq and is a predicted model, not a curated record. The transcript has 6 exons.
GAGGGAAGAACACCCUAUUUUGUCAUCGUUCCAGUAUUAUUUGUUACCAGUGGCCACACCGCGAUAAGCCCCGUCCCGGGAUCAGUCCGGUCCCGGGUCGCUUCCCGGUGUUUUCCACCGAAGCUCUCUGACGUCAUUUCCUCACGGUUGUCACUUCCGGAUGCGGUAAGGAGAGAAGGGAAACAUUCGGCAAAGCAGGGGUUAAUUUAAAUGACAGCCGCGACUGUAAAGUUAGUUGAAACAUAAAGUGCAUCGAUCUUGAUACUAGCCGCAGUGUUAUCUCCUGGCCGGUGUCCCGGUGGACUUGGACCGGGGCGGAGAGACUGGACCCUCCGGUUGUUCGUGACUCGCGUUACCGACCGCAGAAAUCGACGAGCUUCACGGAUCAACAAACGGUGGAAACACGGAACUGUGCUGUGUGGAUGUUUGAUCCGUAAAACCAUAACCGAGCGAUUAGGGACUUGGUUUAAUGUGUGGAGAUCCGGAUCGGGUGGUUUUGGUUUAGAUCGGAUUGUAAACCUGGGAGCCAGCUGUCAACAAAGCUAAGCCAAGUUUUAACGAGGGGACGGAUCUGCCUUUUCUCUUCACUUUUACCGACUUCAGAGUUAAAUCACUCGUUAUCCUCUGAUCGAUGACGGACAUGGAUCUGAUGUGGACUUCGAUAUCAGAACUCUGUGCGGUUCUUACGGGCUGUGAAUAACGCGUUGGCCCGCGGGCUUAUCUUCAGCUUACUCCUUCCGUCUCCUGCUGACUGGACGCUUUAACUUCUGCUGUCAUUGUGUGUGUGGCAAUAUUGCUGUGUGGAACUGUUCCUUUAGUCUGUUUUAUAACUUAUCGAACCUAAAUACGACCUUCAUCUCAACAGUACACUAUGAACGGCCUUUCUCUGAGCGAGCUGUGUUGCCUGUUCUGCUGCCCCCCCUUCCCCGGCCGCAUCGCCGCCAAGCUGGCCUUCCUGCCCCCCGAGCCCACCUACACCCUCAUGCCCGACCCGGACGCCGGCCCCGCCCUGCCCCCCGGGGCGGCGGGCGGCCUGGGCUGGAAGCUCCACCUGAUGGACCGCGCCGAGUUCCAGUACUCCCAGCGGGAGCUGGACACCACCGAUGUGUUCCUCACGCGCUCGGCCCGCGGCAACAAAGUGAGCUGCAUGUACAUCCGCUGUGCCCCCGCUGCCAGGUUCACGGUGCUCUUCUCCCACGGUAAUGCGGUGGACCUGGGUCAGAUGAGCAGCUUCUACAUCGGCUUGGGGACGCGGAUCAACUGCAACAUCUUCUCCUACGACUACGCCGGCUACGGCGCCAGCACGGGCAAGCCGUCGGAGAAGAACCUGUACGCCGACAUCGACGCCGCCUGGCACGCACUGCGCACGCGGUACGGCAUCAGCCCUGAGAACAUCAUCCUGUACGGCCAGAGCAUCGGCACGGUGCCCACGGUGGACCUGGCGUCGCGCUACGAGUGCGCCGCCGUCGUGCUCCACUCCCCGCUCACCUCCGGCAUGAGGGUGGCCUUCCCCGAGACCAAGAAGACCUACUGCUUCGACGCCUUCCCCAACAUCGAGAAGGUCUCUAAGAUCACGUCCCCGACGCUGAUCAUCCACGGGACGGAGGACGAGGUGAUCGACUUCUCCCACGGCCUGGCGCUCUACGAGCGCUGCCCCAAGGCGGUGGAGCCCCUCUGGGUGGAGGGCGCUGGCCACAACGACAUCGAGCUGUACUCCCAGUACCUGGAGCGCCUGCGGCGCUUCAUAGGGCAGGAGCUGGCCGCACAGCCCCCCUAGUGGUGGGAGGGGGGAGUGCUCCUCGCCCUCUCCUCCUGACCCCCCCAACCCCCGUCGUCGUCGUCGUGGGCGUGCUACCGACCCCACAACCAGACGAGGACCUCCCUGAAAUACGUUUACCAAAGUGUAGAAUCACAACCCGCCACUCCUCCCUCCAGAACUACAGACGUUUUUUUUUACAGGAAGCCGAGACUACAGUCAGCAGCACCAACACAGCCAGUGGAGGCGGAGCCAAGCAUGCUCUCCCCCCCCCCCCCCCCCCCCCCCCCCCCCCCCCCCCCCCACCGCCUCUUCUCAAAGACUCACCUGUCCCGGGGCCAGGAGCCCAGUCCCGUGCGUCAGAGGGAAUCCCUCCCCGACACUCGGGCUGGCGUUGGGGAGCCACGGUCUCUCUCAGAGCCAGCAGGACAUCCAGGCCUCCACGUGCUGCAUCUCCUCCGCGACCCUGUCUCGGGGGGGCAUUUUUAUUUCUCAAAUGUAAAACUUAUUUAGUGUGUUUUGUAUGAUAAUGGUGAGACGCCUCGAUCCGUCGAUGCGUUCUCACUUUUUAUUCGUGCAUUAGUUCUAUCGGGUUGAAACCAGUGCCGCUUAUUAUGACUAACGAGACCAAGCUGUUUGGUGACACAUGCUCCGCUGCUAUGCCUCACGUAACCGCGCGUCCAAUGCACUAUACCCUGCCGCGUUUUGACUCUAUACCCCUCGGAGUGACGUCCGGGUGCCCAGUCGUUUGUACAUAUUCGGGUGGAUGUAAACCCUGCUUUACAUUUUGAUAAUCCUUUUAACAUUAACGUAGCGGAUGAUCUAACACUGACCUCUGCGACCCAUAGACCCAGUUUUUGUUUUGUCUUAGCGGUGUUAUUUACGGGGAUAUCUCUGACGGCUAAUGUUAUCUUUUCUGUGGGCUCUUCUUGAUCAACUGGUGGUGGGCAUGGUUCGUUCACUGUCCUGCAGAUUUGUUUUUAAGGCAUUGGUUGCACGCCGACUCGCCACUCGUGCACAUCCAUUUUGUAUGGUUUUAUUUAACAGAUUACAUUUGCCUGAAAUACCUCGUAACACUUCCCAGACUUCAGACUCGACCACAACAUUGGCAGUAUGUCCCCUUUUGUGGCUCCAGUUUGUUAAGGCUCUGGCUUGAGCAAGGCUAAAGGUGAAUACUUGGUGGUUUAACAAAAACCAAAUGGUAUUGUUUAGUUUGUGUGUGCCGAUUAAAUGUAAUGUUUAUAUUUCUACCAAAGACUAAAGUGCGUCUUUCUCUAUUUACGGCUGGCAACUUGUCCCUUAAUAUGCAGUUUUAACAAGAAAUGUAAUUUUUUCAUUUUGCCCUGGACACAAAUUGUAAAGCAUUCAGCAAAAUUAUCAUAUUUUUCUAUCGUGUCAAGACUCGUGUUUUCCACUCUCACAAGAAAAGAUGUUAAAUUCUAAAGCCCGCCUGGGCAGUUAUUUCAUAUUGCUUUGCAGGGAGGUGAAUGCAAUCCAACCAAAUCUGUAGUUUUGUAGAGCAACUGUUUAUGGGCACAAUAUGGGCCCUGUUUGAGUGUGUGUGUUUGUGUGUUUUUGGUUGGUUGACAUAUUGUUAUGCUGUUGAUUCGAAUUAUACAAAAUGUAUUCAUUGUUGUAAAUAAAGUUAUUUUCCUCCUCCAUG